Messenger RNA from Cloeon dipterum, 760 nucleotides. Its product is annotated as complex III assembly factor LYRM7-like. NCBI's taxonomy places the organism in Eukaryota, Metazoa, Arthropoda, Insecta, Ephemeroptera, Baetidae. The transcript is spliced from 6 exons. The record is from RefSeq and is a predicted model, not a curated record. Gene Ontology annotation, molecular function: protein folding chaperone. Bases 254 to 604 code for a protein of 116 amino acids. Gene Ontology annotation, biological process: mitochondrial respiratory chain complex III assembly. Gene Ontology annotation, cellular component: mitochondrial matrix.
CAUGUUUUUCUUGAAACACUCUUAAAUAAGUUGCAACUAUUAUGGAAUCUUCCCCGGUCCUGUCACACUAACUAAAGAGCAAGGUGAUUGUGAUGGAGGGGGAAAUGGAAACAUGCAUUAAUGCUGCGUAGGAAGCAAUGCACGCAAAAACAAUAAUAAUAAUAGCAAAAUAGGGAUAAAAGACUACUUGAAGGACUUGAAGAGAACUCUGACGAUACUUGAACUAUUGAAUACCAAAUUGGGCUUACGUAAAAUGAGUAUGCUGAGAAGAGAGGUUCUGCACCAUUUUAAAUCUCUGUUGAGAGCCAGUCAGACUGCGUUCAAAGAGGAUGCUCUAGCUCUGACAGCUUCUAGAAAGAAAAUAAAUGAAGAAUACAAAUCCAAGAAGCACGUUAAGGAUCAAGAUUCAAUCAAAGAGUUAUUGAAAUUCUCUAAAGAUGUAGAGACUGAGCUAAAGCAAAACGUAAUUCAGGCUAAGGAGAAAUCACCAGGGAAAUUUGAAUUAAGAAUUCACGAGGGAACAGCCAAAUUGAUCAACUUCCCCUUUAGAGAGGAUGCUGAGUUGCCUACUUUCAAAACUGGCCGACGGUGCAAAAAACCCUAAUCCUAAUAGUGUCCCUCUUUAAUGGCUGUUCGUAAGUUUAGUGGCAGUGAGACGCUGUUUUUUUUUUUCAAAAUCUUUAUUACAGAAGGUUGUUCUUGUAAUUUUACAGUAGUUAUUGUUAAUUAAAAUUACGUCUUUGCAAAUCAAAAUACCUAG